AGGAAAAAUUACCACAUGGUACUUAUUUUGUAGUACCCAAGAGUAAAAAUGAACUACGGUUACAGGUACAGCCUGAAUUUAGAAGUUUCCAUUCUUCAUAGAUGGUGAACAAUUGACUUCCUGUUGGUUGUACAUCUGUCACAUGUCAGCCAACAAAAUAGUAUUGCAUUUCUGCUGAUUUUCUACUGUGGCAAUAUUCCCUCAGGACGUUGAUGUGAAAGAGGAGAACUUUGCAACUUAAUGAAGCAUGAAUAUAUGGCAGUCAAAGUUGGGGCUUCUCCUAUUUUUAUUAGUCACCCGCUCUGAUUUACAGGAAGGAUUUAUCCCUAAGAUCUGCAGUACAAAUCCUCCAUAGUCCUUGUUAUACUAAUGGAAAUUGGAGCAGUUGACCUCUAUGCAACUAAUCCAGGACCAAUUGAUGGUUCAGUUCUCUAUGAUCAGGACAAGCAUGUCUCCUCAGCAGUCUGGGACGGACAGGAGCGUGGUGCUCUCAGAUGUCAUGAGCACACAUCAAAGCUUGAUCAAUGGACACUUAAUCCUAAGCAGAUUGAAUUGGUCGAAAAGGCUGGGUUUGGUUACUUAAGAUCAAUUCCUGCUAUUAGUCUAGACAACCCCCUUAUAUCAGCACUAGUUGAAAGGUGGCGAAGAGAAACAAAUACUUUUCAUUUGAACGUUGGAGAAAUGACUGUAACCCUUAAGGAUGUUGCACUUUUACUUGGUCUGGCCAUCGAUGGGAAUCCUGUAAUAGGCAUAACAUACACCACAUGCAGCUCAGUUUGUGAGAAGUAUCUUGGCAGGGCACCAGAAUCCGGUUACACUAGUGGUGGAAUGGUGAAGCUUAGUUGGUUAAAAGAGUUCUUUUCUCGCUGUCCUGAUGAUGCUUCAAAAGAAGUGAUAGAGCAACACACUCGUGCAUAUCUUCUUUAUCUUGUAGGUAGCACUAUAUUUUCCACCACUACAGGAAAUAAAGUGCCUGUGAUGUACUUGCCAUUGUUUGAGAAUUUUGAACGAUGUGGACAAUAUGCCUGGGGUGCAGCAGCAUUAGCAUUCUUAUAUAGAGCUCUGGGAAAUGCCUCGCUGAAAACUCAAAGUACUAUUAGUGGCUGUUUGACACUUUUGCAGUGUUGGAGUUACUUUCACCUAAAUAUUGGACGACCCAAACUUAAUCAAGAUCUGAUGCAUGAUCGAUUUCCAUUUGUGCUUAGAUGGAAAGGAAAACAAAGUAGCCCAACGGCAAAUCGUGAUGUAGUUUUUUAUCGGAAGGCUUUGGAUUCCUUAAAACCAUGUGAUGUGGAGUGGCUUCCCUACAGAAACAUGGACAGUAUGAUAAUUCCAGAGCAUAUCAAAAGUACCUUAAUUAUUGGGAGGUCAAAAACAAUGUUGAUUUGCUUUGACAAGGCAGAGAGACAUCUUCCAAAUCGAUGCCUAAGGCAGUACGGCAUGCUUCAGUCAAUUCCGGAGGAUGUGGAGCGUUGGGAGAGGAAGAGUAGAGGAGUUGAUGGUGGGGUUGACUUGUCAGGGAAAAUGGAAGCUGAGCUUAAUGAAUGGAUGGACCGUCAUCUUCAUAUUGUUGAUGGGGAUGAGGGUGUAGAUGAGGGCGAGUACAUGCAGUGGUACCUGAAAAUUACUCGUAAGUUUAUAGGAAGGCCUAUCUCUCUUUCAUCUGAGUUUCAGAGAACGGAAAAAAACAAAUGUUUGCAGAACGCUGGUCUGAGGGAUAUUGCACAUAUAGCAGAUACCUUUUCAACCAAAGGAUUGGAUUCUCAACAAAUUGAAUCAAUUUCCAGGAUAAGACACAUAGCCCAUGAAUGUUUAAGAGACCAAAUUGGUGGUCCAGUCGUAAUGUCAGACAUUCCCCAAGAAGAACUUGGAAAAAGGGUAAGAGGAAAAGAGAGAGUUAGAAGAAAAGGUUCAUGUAAACGAUUAAGGAAGGAUGACGCAGUUCAGUAUAGUACAGUUAGUGAGGAUGAGCAACCUCAGUUCUUUAGUGCUACUAUAGAGGUCGAGCAAUUACAUAUAAGUCAUUUAGAUGGAGAGGUGGACCAUGCACAAUUUAAUCAAGUGGACAACGAAGUUGACCACGUCCAGUUGAUUCAUGCAAAUGCUGAUGGUGAGAAUCUGCCGCUGUGCGAUGCAAAUAUUGAGGUGGAUCAGUCAGAACUGGCCUAUGCAGGUGGUGAGGAAAGCCAUGUGGAUCCAAAUCACGAAGCUGCCAAGGUUCACUAUGAAGAACAGCAUGAGGUUGGUCAGGAAAUAAAGGAAGAACCUAACAAUACUGAGGAAACGGGUCAAGCUAACAAGGUUCUUCGUCAUGCAACUCUUGAGAUCGUCAACACGAAGCCGUCAGAUGCUACUGCAGAGGCCAGUCAUACCGUUGAUCCCAAUGACAUCAACUCCCAGCAAUGUAGCAAUAUUGUUGGUAAUUCACAACUUCCUCACAUUGACAGUGAAACUGCAGUAACUGAACAAUCGUCUGCUAAAGCGGCCAUGGAGGUGGCUCCACAUUCUUCUCUUGAAGCUCACGAGGAUCUUGCACAGAAAGGAGAUUGUAGUGUUGCUGUAUAGUGUGAAGGGUUUGCACUGUUUUAUUAGAGAAGCAAUUUUUUUAGGCAAACUUAAUUUAAAGAUGUGAUUGUUUAAUCUGUAAUUAUAUGUUCUUUUAUUUAACUUCUGUUCUUUCUAUGGCAUCCGAGUUAGCAUUUCCUCGUGUUGAUGAUGGGGAUGCAUGAAAUGCAGUUGGGUUGAUACAGGCGGCCCUCAGACCAUUCUAAGACGUGGCCAUGAAGAAAGUUAGCAAAGAGUGUUCAGGAGCUUGAAAUUAACUACUUAUCU
Neltuma alba is the source of this 2832-nucleotide messenger RNA. RefSeq names its product protein MAIN-LIKE 2. Lineage: Eukaryota; Viridiplantae; Streptophyta; Magnoliopsida; Fabales; Fabaceae. Gene Ontology annotation, biological process: meristem development; meristem maintenance. The record is from RefSeq and is a predicted model, not a curated record. The coding region runs from base 370 to 2565 and encodes 731 amino acids. The transcript is spliced from 6 exons.